Molecule: messenger RNA, 1510 nt
Organism: Eurytemora carolleeae
Lineage: Eukaryota; Metazoa; Arthropoda; Copepoda; Calanoida; Temoridae
Product: MFS-type transporter SLC18B1
Exons: 15
Coding region: 109-1437 (442 amino acids)
Biological process (GO): transmembrane transport
Molecular function (GO): transmembrane transporter activity
Source: RefSeq, a predicted model, not a curated record
CUAGAUUUAGUUAUCAACGAGUAUUUGGCAAAAUCCUGAGAGUCACUCAGUUUUAUCUCACUCAAAUCGAUUUCAAAACUUCAAACGUCUGAGAAUUGUAAGAUUAAGAUGCAGUGUAAGAACAUCAUAAAUCUCGUCUUUAUCUGUACUUCGAUGUUCUUUGGAGGACUCUCCCUCUCCUUACUUUCUCCUUUCUACCCUCACGAGGCCCUGAAGAAGGGUGUAAGUGUUACAAAAUCUGGUCUAGUGGUUGGGGCAGUUUUCAUAACAACAGUUCUCUGCACACCUUUAUGCGGCAAAUUUAUUCAAAAGUUGGGAGCUAAGAACUUGCUAAUUAUUGGAUCUAUAAUCUGUGCACUAGGAAAUAUACUGUUUGGAUUUAUUGGUUAUGUUGAAGAACAAACUCUGUUUUUCGUUCUCUCUGUUCUCACAAGAAUAUUUACAGCUGUAGGAGAAGCAGCAAUAACAGCUACUUGCUACCCUCUAGCUGCUUACCAAGUUUCAAAACAAAAUGAGGGAAAAGCAAUGGCGGUUGCGGAAGCUUUUUUUGGAGUUGGUACGAUGCUGGGGGCAUCUGUUGGUGGUAUUUUGUACGAUCUGGCAGGAUUCUCAAUUCCUUUCUAUGUCUGUGGAGGAAUACUGUUAGCCUCCACACUGAUAUCCAUCUGCUGCUUUGAUGAUACAAAUGUGAUUCUAGAGUCUGGAAACAAUACUAGAGAUGUUACUUGGGUUGAGGUGCUAAGCUGUCCAGGUUUGUUUAUUGGAUUGUUUGGAUUAAUCUUCGCUGGAUGUGCUAGAUCUUGGUAUGCGGCCUCCCUGGAACCUUUCUUAAACAAAAAGUUUGGUUUGACCUCCGGACAGUGUGGUUUAGUCUUUAUGGCUCCCGGUCUUACAUACACAAUAUUUACACCCAUUUUUGGCAUUUUUAUAGAUCGUGGAUUUCACAGCAUGAAGGUUAUGAUCAUUGGCAACGUAGUAAUCCUUCUCUCCUUCUUUUUUAUGGGACCCAUUCCUCAGCUUGAGACUUUAGGUUCAAACCUCUGGUUAACUGUACUUUCUAUUGGAGUUCAAGGACUAGGAACAGCAGGAACAUUCUUAGGGGCUCUUCUUCUUAUGAUGAAAGGAACUGGACUUGGUGGACUGCCUGACACUGAGCAAGUGAAAGGAAUGGUAUCAAGCCUAUGGCUCCUGGGAGUUUGCUUAGGAAGCUAUAUUGGAGCAACCAUUGGGAGUGCGGUCUUUGAUCAUUUUAGCUUUGAAGAAAGUACUUUCUUCGAAUGCUGUUUAAUGGCGCUAAAUAUUGGAGUCUUGUUGGCUGUUUUUAUAAGUCAAAGAGUAAGCAUAUCCUUAAAGUAUGAAAAUGAUGAUAGACAGCCAAUACUGUUCAGAGAGGAGACAAUUAGCAGGGAGGAAGAAGAAAGAAUCUGCGGAGAAUAAUCAGCUGAAUAAUGAACUUCACAAUAAAUCGCUUUCUGUUUUGUAUUUUCCUGCAAUAAAUUGUUGAAUUAAA